Messenger RNA from Symbiodinium natans, 1167 nucleotides. NCBI's taxonomy places the organism in Eukaryota, Dinophyceae, Suessiales, Symbiodiniaceae. The record is from the annotation of a GenBank genome assembly.
AUGUGGUGCCAGCGUGCGACCCCAACAUCUUUCGGCCGCGAGGAAUUUCGCCCCAAAAGCAAGGGUGUGCUGACGCUCCCAUCAGCCGCCUUACCUGGGCACUUGCGCUUGAGCAGAUCGCUUGCGGUCCGCCUGCAGCGUGUGUUGGCUGAUGCUGUCGAUGUCUCGCCAAUUCAAAGGGCGGGGCAAGUGAAGCCGCUGCCCGCCCUUGCGGUCACGAUGCCGAAUGCUGUGAAAAGUUCCCCGCGCAAGGGGCUCGUGCUGUCGGGCUGGGAGAGGAAGGAGGUGCAAGUGUUGGAUGCCAUCCUGGAGCCUAGUGUGGGCCCAGAAAGACAGGUGGCAUUCGAGAUUGCAGAGAGGUGUGAUUGGGAGCAAAAGGCUCACACUUCGUGCAUGGACGAAGACUCCGAGGGCGAGCCUCUAGCAUCAGAGCCGUGCACGCAGAGUGUGAUUACUGGCGGAUCAGAUCCGCGUGCGCCCUCUCCAAAGGCAAUGGAUCUGCCUGGAGGGGCAGCAGCCAGAGAAGAGCCGCCUUUCCCGGAGCCACCAGUGCCCGGGGGGCACCUGUGUCCGUGUGCGCAGCCAUUGCCGCCAUCGCAGCCAUCGCAGCCAUCGCAGUCCAAAGAGGGAGCCAGCGAGGCGCCCUCGGAGGCAGCCCUGCUGGCAAUGCCCGAUGCCCCGGGAAGGAAAAAGCAUCACCGAGGAUCCCACAGAGCAAAGCACUCUCAAGAGGGGGCACACGAGCGCUUUCUAGCGACUCAGCCGACCAUGGUCCGCUACGUUUCCGAAGGCUCUUCGGAUUCGUCCGGCUCGGAGUCCAGUGAGGAGUUACCGCAAGUGCAGAGGUUGGAGACCAAGCGAAUGAUGGCUGAGGCCUUGCGAGCUGGGUCUGAGUCGCCUGAGUCGCCUGACCGGGCAGUGCGAGGGCGGGAGAUGAGGCCGCCGCGGCUUGUGCAGUGGCCGAAGAGACUGCACAACGCCGAAGCCCUUCCGCGUGCCACCCGCCUGUAUCGGGAACCCUCGCCGGUACCUACCCCCGCGGCCGUGCGCUUUGCAGCCAAGCGUGAGCGUAGGUUCCAGGCUGUGAAGCUUGUCCACUUCAGAGUGGAGGGCUGGGAUGAGUUCCCCCCUCCACCUUAUCCACCUUAUUCACCUUCUCCGUGGUGA